CAAGUUAUAAUGUCGUAAAUCAUAAUUAAUAUUUUGUAUUAUAUAUUUUAUUAUUUUGGUGCAAUGUAAAAAAUGGCUUUAAUCAUAAAUAAAGAAUAUUAACCUAACUUAAUCCUGUUUCUCUUCGUAAAAAAAGCGUGUCGACGAAUUUCCAGACACGCUCCGAAUCCGGACGACGUACCAAUAUUACGAUAGUAUACAUUUAAAUUUAUUACAUUCAUAUAUUAUAUUAUUGUAUUAAUAUAUUUAUAUCUAUUUAUAUCUAUGAUGCUCAGUUUUUUUAAAGGGAAUUGUCUAGCACUCCGGUUGCUCUAGAUAGUUUCUGAACGCGUCCCUAUGUUAACAAGAUAGUAGUGUCCGUGGUAGUUUCGUGUUUGUGGUUUAUACGCGUAUUUUGAUAGCACCAUGGCACUACUUAUCAAAUAUUAUAAUUCUUUCAAAAAUAUUUUUAAUUUUGCAUUAAACGAAACUUUUAGAUUUGCCUUUUGUAAAGUUUUUAGUGUUAUUUUCAAAAUGGAUGAUCAAAACGCGGAACAAAAGUCUGAUAGUUCCGAUUCCUGUGAUGAAGCCGAAAUAUCAAAUUACGUUUUAUACCGCGAUAGACCCGAAUGGAAGGAUGUACAUCCCAUUCCUCAAGAUGAUGGUUCAGCUCAAGUUGUAAGGAUAGCAUAUUCUGAAAAAUGUAAAUAGCAUUAAAUUAUAUAUUACAAAUGUAAACUAUUUGUAUCAUUACAUUGUUUGCACUACUAACUACUAAGUAUUUAAAUUUCCAUUUUGAUAUUUGUUUGUUUAAUAUUUUAAAACUAAUGACACUUGUUUUGUAUCAUUUAAUUUAGUUACAGAUGUAUUUGACUAUUUUAGAGGUGUUCUUAAAUCGGGAGAAAAGUCUGAAAGAACACUUGGCUUAGUUACUGAUGCCAUAACAUUAAACCCAGCAAAUUAUACAGUAUGGAUUUAUCGGUAAACAGUUUGUUAAUAUUAUGACAUAACAUAAACUAAAAGACAAAUCUAGUUUAGCACUUCAUGAUUUUUACAUUUUUUUUUUUUGAAAAGCAAAGUUACUAACUUAUCUACCCUGGCCCAUUUCUAUUCACAUACUGAUGCAAGAAUUUUAGCCUUCUAAAUGUAAUCCUAAACCACACCAUGCAAGAUCAGAUGCGUGGCACUCAAUAUUAUGCAAUUAAAAAUGCUAAAACUCAAAACUAAAUUUAAUCAUAAAAUUAUCAUAUUUUUUUUGUUUAUUAAUUUUGUAUAGUUAGAUUUCAAAAGAAAAAAGUGAAAAAAACUCCUCUGUAGUAACAUGUUUUCUGUUUUCCUCUUUUGUAUUACAUCAUAAAUUCCUCCUUUCAAGUCUUACGACUUUAAAAGUAAGUCCGACUACCCAAUUUUGAUUAUAUCGUCAUAUUUUGUCUAAAUAUAAGAAUAAUUUUUUUUAAAUAUUGUGAAGCAGUUCUAAACUAGAUUUAUAUAUAACUGAAGAAUAAUGGGUUUUUUUUUCGUUUUAGAUUAGAAAUUGUAUUAUUUUUAAAAAUAGACUUGCAUGAGGAAUUAAAAUACAUAUCAAAUGUGAUCCGCGAAUUUACCAAAAACUAUCAAGUAUGGUAUGUAAUAAUAUAUUUAUACAACUUGAUUCACUUUACUAUUAAAUGAUCACUAUAUAAGUAUUUUAUUGUUAGAUAAACAAAAUUCAAUAUUUUCUUUUUUUCACUGUAAAAUGUGUCUGCUUGUAUAUCAAUGUGUGGUCUCAUAAAAUCUGUGGUCUAUGGAUGAUUUUUGUAUUGUAGUAUUUGACCCACAAGUCAAAAUACAUUUUUUUUUUAUUUACCAAUAUAUAAAGAGAGAAUAUGUGUUUUAAAUGUUCACACCUCGAACCUUAAACCGUUGUAAUUAGCUAAUUUUCAAUUUUUUUGUCUUUAACCUUCUUACAUUACCGUAGUGUUUAUAAUUCACAAACAUUUCUUAUUUUUCAUUUUAAAAAAAUUGUUAAUCACUUUUUAAAUGCGCUUAAAAUUAUCUUUGUACACUCCGAAGGGACCGAAAAUAAUGACUGCUAUUUAGAGGUGACUGUUCUUUAGAGGUGUCUUAUAAAGACAUAACACUUGAUGGGACCAAAAAAAAUAAUGUUACAUAGAGGUGAUCGUUAGUGGAAGUUUGACUGUAAUUAGUUUAAAUCUUGUGUCUUAAAAAUUUUUCUACUGGUGUAUAAUAUAUCUGGUGGCUACCCGAAAACUGCUUCUGCAAGAGAAUUAAAGUUCCACAGACCAUUAGUUUAAGUUUAAUAGAAUUAUUCAUUUAUUGAAAUAUUAAACUGGCUUGGACAAAAUUACAUAACUUGAGUAUUUUAAAUACAAAUUUUAUUUCAAAAAUAUAAUUUUUAUUCAAUUUUUUUUAAUGUGCAUAAGAAAUUAGAUUUUUAGAAGUAUGAUUUUUAAAAGAAAGAAAAAAAUUAAUCAGAACAGAUCAAUUUUAUAAAUAUUUAUUUACAAUGUUCAUAAUUCGUAGCUGUGUUGUUUUAAUUGCAGGAUUUGUAGUUUGAGAUUUUAAAUAAAUAGGUAAAUAGGUUCAUUGAUCAUGUGCAACUAGAAGAAAAUUGGAAAGUUAUAAAUUAAUAUUUCUCCCAUACGGCUUUGCCCGUGAACAGUAUUAAAUUAAAACAAAUUUGUAUGAAUGAUAAUGUAUUCCUUCGUUUCUAAUCCUGUACAGUUAAUUAUUGUCCUAAAAUAAAUUUUUUAUAAAAAUUACGUACUUACCUGUGAUAACAUUACAACAAUUAACUUUAAUUUUAAUAUCAUAAAGAGACAGCAAGUUUUUUUGUUGUUAUUGGUAACUAUAAAAACUUGUCUAAACUCUUUCGCUUUAUAUAAUAUUAAGAUUAAAAAUGUUAAUUAUCUGUUCUUAAGUUGUUAUGGGCAAAAUUAAAGUUUUUAAAAAUAAACUUUAACUUGAACCUAAAACAAUCAUGAAAAUAAAUUGUAACAUUUUAGUCCACAUUAAAAAAAACCCCCUUGAAAAUUGUAAAUCCUAAUCCUACAAUUUGUUUAAAAUAGUAACCUUAAAUUUUGUUAAAAAUAAUAUUAUUGCUCAUACUUCUUUUAUUUUAAUGGUCUAACCAACUUCCUAAGUUAAAACAUUAUUGAUUAUGCUAGUUGAUAAUAUUAGUACCUAUAUAAGUUUUGAGCUUUAGUUAUUAACACUGAUUGGUAUAAUACAAAAGUAUAUACUCAUGGAAACUAUAGAACACAAUUAAACAUGAUGACUGCAUAUUGGCAAAUAAUAAAUUUUCUUAACGAAUUGUCUAGUAUAAACAUAAUCUGAUUUUAAUUUAUUGUUUUUUAACUACUAAAAUCAUAGGCAAUAUCGCAAGAAUAUUGUGGAAAUGUUGAAUGAUCCAUCAGGUGAAUUAGAAUUUACAGCAAAUAUUUUAGACAUGGAUGCUAAAAAUUACCAUGCUUGGCAAUACAGACAAUGGGUUCUCAGUACAUUUAGGUAAAACAUACAUGUAUAUAUAUAUAUAUAAUAAAACUGAAAUGAAAUACAAAGAUAAAAUAUAUUAAUAAAGUAUACAAUGAUUAAUUAUUAUAUAAACUAUGUUUUAAAAACAUAGGUAUUUCAAAUAGUAUUUAAUUUAUGUUUACUUUAGUCAUCUAAUGGAAAAAGAGAUAGAAUUUGUUGACAAAUUAAUAUCACAAGAUAUGAGAAAUAAUUCAGCAUGGAAUCAACGUUAUUUUGUUAUAAAUAAUUUAGAUUAUAAUUCUGAAAUGAUUGAAAAUGAAAUCAAGUAUACCUUUGACAAAAUAACAAGUUUAUCAAAAAAUGAAAGUGCAUGGAAUUACUUAAGAGGGUAAUUGUGAUAAAUAAAUAUGUCUGAAAAAUAUAAAAUUUAACUAAUCAUUUUUUGUAUGGCAUAUAGAUUAUUAUUGUACUCGGAAAAUGGAGUUUUGGAAAAAAGAGUUCGCGAUUUUUGUACACAAUUAUAUAAUAAGGGAAAUAGAUCAACACAUCUCAUGUCUUGUAUGGUUGAUUUUAUUGAUGCAGAUGUAAACUCUACAGAACCUGAAAAUAUUGAAAAAGUUAAAUUUGCGUUAAAAGUAUGUGUUAUAAGUAUAUUUAUUCAAUAGAUAAAAUUGUACAGAAAUUAUUUUUGACUAUCAAUAAUAUUAUUUUGUUUUAGUUGUGCUGUGAUUUAGCAACAGUUUUUGAUCCUAUACGUCGAUUUUAUUGGGUAUAUAUAUCUGGUGAACUUGAAAAUAAAUACAAUAUUAAAGAACAUGAAUUUAAAAUCAAAGUCUUAGAAAAUAAAUAGAAGAUUUAAAUAAAACACAAAUAAAUCUUUUUAAUCAUAGUGUACCUUGAUCCGAUUGUUUAAUUCUAAGUUAAAUUCUAAGUAUUGAAUAACAUUUAUAAUUAUUUUAUAAUUGUAUUUUGUAGAAACGAAUUAAAGUAAAUUGUAUAAAAUGUUUAAAUAUUCAAACAUCAAUCAACACAUUUUGAUAACCAAAAUAAUAGGUCUUUUUAAUUAUUAAUAAUUAUUAUGGAUUGUUAGUUUUUGAAAAUAAGUGGACAUUUUUUUUUAAAAUAAUUCUUUGAGUGUGUUUCAGGGUUAUACAGAUUAUAAUAUAAUUAUUUUAAUUUAUUGUCUUUUUUAGAUUAAAAAUAAUAAACAUCUAUAAAUAAUUAUAGUAUUUAUUGUUUAUUAUUUACUGUAGUAUUAAAUUAUUAAGACCAAUUUUGUUAUAAUAUAAAUUCAUUUUUAUUUUGAAACAUGUUUAAUUUGAUUUACUUGUCUUAUUACGAGUACUAUUGUAGCUACUGUAAUUAUAUAAUUUACAUUUUGUGAAAAUGUUCAAAGGGUUUCAAACCCGUUUAUUAUAAUAAAUUAUCUAAACUCUAAAACAAGGGAAACUGGUCCAGCAGUAUACCUGGAGAAAUCCUGAUGGCCUGGUAUGAGAUUUGUGCAAGGUUUGAUUUAUAGUUAACAACUAGAAAUUGGAAUAUAAGAAC
This is a messenger RNA of Cinara cedri, 5001 nucleotides long. NCBI's taxonomy places the organism in Eukaryota, Metazoa, Arthropoda, Insecta, Hemiptera, Aphididae. The record is from the annotation of a GenBank genome assembly.